UGCACAACAACAUGGCGGGGUAGCCACUGCAGAAAGAGAACAGAGUGACUCGAUGUUGAUUUAGGAUAAGACGAUACCAUGGAGUCCAUUGAUUUGGAGAGGGAGGACCCUCCUAGCUCACUAUCUGGAUAUGCCAAUGGCGAGAUCAUGACCUUGGAGAUCUCAGACGUCUCUCCAGACUUGCUUGUUCUCGAGGUAAAGGACAGCAACCUACCUGAAAGUAUCCAUGGCAGCCAGGACAUGGAGAUGGAUGCUGACUUUCAUGAGGAUGAUGAUGGGCAUGGUUUUGCAAAUGUGGAACUCCAGUUCUUUCCCUGUGAUGCCUGCGAAGCCUCCUUCACUAGCGAACCAGAGCUGGAGCAGCACUGGAUAAGAUCUCAUUCAAUAUGUGAUGUAGCAAGUGAGAGAGGAAGACCGAAGUCAAUGGAAACAGAAGGUGUCUCCCCACUGCACACCUGCAUGACUUGUGGGAAGGUGUUCAAAUAUCUAACUUCAUUCCGAAAACAUGAGGAAACUCAUAUCAAAGCCCUGUACACCUGCAAGACUUGUGGGAAGGAGUUUAAAUACCUAACUUCAUUUACAAAGCACCUGGACACUCACGUUGUACGAAGACCGAAAGGAAGAAGAAAUGGAAAGUCAAUCAAAGCAGCAGGCCUAAGUGUCAAUAAGAAAAUGAAAGGCCUUCACACCUGCAAGCACUGUGGUAAGGAGUUCAAAUACGUAACUUCUUUCAUGAAGCACGAGAAGACUCACAGGAUCACGAUAACCAAAAAAAGCAGAAAAAACCAGAGGAAACGUUCAACUUCCAAGAUUAUUAUACGUCUUGAAGGCAAUAGGAAAGAUGCAACAGAAACUCAUGUAAGGGCCAACAAGAAAAACAGGAAGAACAGCGAAGAUACUAAGGAUCAGAAUGAUCAGGAUGCAUGUAUUUUAAUAUAUUCUGCAGAGCAGCAAACACCUGACACUAAACGUUCUCCUCCAUUUCCUUGUCUGGACUGUGGGAAGGUUUUUAAGUUUUUCAAAUCCUACCAAAAACACCAGAAAAGACAUGCUUGGGCACAGGGCAAAAGUGAAGGAGUGCCUCCUAAACAGAAGCACGGACCAGAAGUCAAAGAAAAGAUUAGAUGUCCGGUUUGUGGUAGAGCAUUCAACAAGCAAACAACUCGCACCAAGCACCAGAACAUUUAUCAUCCGAAAAAUAACUCUCAGAAAAACACAAACGCUUUAACGUGCUGUGAAUGUGACCGCCAUUUUGAAAAGGCAGAUAAUUUCCAAAAGCAUAAGUGCUUCCACCUGCGUAAGCAUGUAAAGACUUUCAUAGAGGCAGGUAGGGUGAGCCAAGAGGGGGAUGUUUUCUAUUGUCAACUCUGUGUCCUACAGCUCACCAGUGGACUGGAGUUUGAGAAUCAUGCCAGGGACAUACACCCGGACCAAUACCGCAAAAUCCUAAAAGCGGUUGGCAAUAUCAUUAAAGACACCUUGAAAGGCUUGCAGACACGACGGGUUGACAAUCAGUCAACAAGUCAGGAGGAACCUGAAAUAGACUUAAACAGUGUAGGAGAGACGGAGGAAGAUGGAUUGAGACAAUUCAUUUGCAAGGAUUGUGGGGAAUAUUUUAUAUAUCGUGUUUCAUUUACUUUUUGUGCGAAAUGUUUAAAGGAUCGCAAAGACCGUAGGAAAGCCUCCAAGCUGUACCACUGCGAGGAAUGUGGCCAACACUUUGGCCGAAAGGAUCACCUGAAGCGCCACAGCUAUUCUCAUUCUGGAAGUUCCUUUGUCUGUUCUGAUUGUGGCGUUAAAUUCAGGGAUCCAGGAGAGUUGCGUACACAUGAAAAGACUCAUCAGGUGAGAAACCAGGCUUGCCAGCUGUGUGAGAAGCGGUUUGAACAGGAAGAGGAACUGAUGUUGCAUCAUGAAGUUGCUCAUCCAGGACCAGGCGGUUAUACAUGCCACCAGUGCGGCAAGUCCUUUAGUACAGUGAAAAAUCUGGGAAAACACAGAAUGAUCCAUUCGGAUAAAACUCCCCAUGUUUGUUCAAAUUGCGGUAUGAAGUUCAAGAGGCGAGAGCACCUGAGACGGCACGAGAGCCUGCACACCAACGAGAAACCUCACCUUUGUCAUUGUUGUGGGGAUACAUUCGGGCGGAAGGAGGACCUGAACACCCACCUCGGUAAAAUGCACAUCGUAUCAAGACAUUUUCUUUGUAAAGCUUGUGGGACAACGUUCAAGGACCGUAACUCUCUCAGGAGACAUAGGUAUCACACUCACACUAAGGCUGGCAAGGUGUUCCAAUGUGAGGAAUGUGGUCUAAGUUUCGGCCGGGCGGAUCAUCUGAAGCGCCACCAGCACACACAUUCUACUGAAAGGCCCUUCUCAUGCUCAAUGUGUUACAAAGUAUUCCACCGGGCAGACAACCUCAAGAAGCAUGAGCGAAAUCACAGAUACAAGUGGUUGGAAUAUCUGAACACUCACCGCCACAAAACGCCCAAGCAGGAGAGCAGAGUUUCUGAGCGCUCCAAGUGGAAACUCCGCCGGUCUGAAGCAUCUGCCCUACUAAAGCUUAUCCAGAGCCAUUCCAAGCAGCAACAUCAUACCUGCUACGUUUGUAAAAAGACUUUCAGAGGACUUUACUAUCUAAAGAGGCACCGUCUACUAAACUGGUGUGGACAAAGGAAUAAAAUGAUGGAUUCAUUCCGGUAUGGAACUGUUAAAUAACCCACUUUUGGGUUGAUAACCUGACAGAUUUAGAAGUGAAACAUAAUUUCAUUUUGUAGAACUUGUUGGUGUGUAUUUGUAUAUAGUGAGCUGUAGAGCUGGGACGAUAAACUGAAAAUGAUCGACAUUGACCAUACCGAUCGCUUAUCGCAGGCAUUUUGCUGAUAUCGUUCAUUACGAUAAGUAGCCUAUACUAGAGAAAUGUGACGUUUGAAAUUAAAUAAGUUUGCUAAUAUGGGUGAUUGUUAAUGGGACAAUUGAUGGCUACAACCAUCAAACUGGUAGUACUAGAUGAUCCUUCAAGAAAAUGUGGUGCACAUUAAUGUUAGAAACUUCUCGUGCGAUUUAUCGUUAUUGCGUCAAUUCAGGCAAUUUAUCGUGAUAUGGAUUUUUGUCCAUAUCGGCCAGCUCUAGUGAGUUAUGGCUUGCUGUAUCUUGUAUUGUCAUGCAUUUUCACAAUGAACAUUAUAAAAUCAAAAUAUUUAUUUUGUUA
Molecule: messenger RNA, 3208 nt
Organism: Coregonus clupeaformis (lake whitefish)
Lineage: Eukaryota; Metazoa; Chordata; Actinopteri; Salmoniformes; Salmonidae
Product: zinc finger protein 11-like
Exons: 3
Coding region: 79-2715 (878 amino acids)
Source: RefSeq, a predicted model, not a curated record